CACCGCUAAUAAAACCUUCUCAUCCCUCUUGUAGGUUCCACCACAUGCCCCCUCCCGCUCCCCCACCCCGCACCCCCCACCACAUUCAUUUCCUCUUAGCCUCCGUUAAUUCCAUUCACACUCAAUUCCCAUCGUCAUUUCCAAAGCUUCAAAAAUUCCCCAUAUAAAUAACCCUCUCAUUCAUCUGAUUAACCAAUAAAGCGGUCGAUAAUGAAGCAGCUUAAACAUCCUCCAAGUUCAACUACAUCAUCUCACGAUCCUAAAUUACUCGUCCGUGAAACACUCCGGAUCACCGCUGAUCUCGCAUCUGCUCCUCCAUCAGCUGCUGUGCCACCUGUUUCUCCAUUGUUAUCCUCGGAAACAACGACAAAUUCUCUUAAUUUUGGAGUUGGUGUUGAUCGGCAAUUUGUUGAUUCGAGUUUGAGAUUGUUGUGUUGUGAAGAGAUCGAUGGGAGAAGAUGGAAGUAUUUUACUGAUGAGAGUAGUUGUAGUAGUAGUAGUGGUGGUCGUGUGGGUGGUGGUUGUGAACAAUUGAAGUUGAAGAAGAAGAAGAAUGUUAUUCGUGCUGUUAGUUUGCACUCUCCACAAGCUCCUAUUGAGGAGUUCAUGGCAUUCAUUAGAUCCUACGUGGUUCCGGAAGGUUUUCCUAACAGCGUUACACCUUCUUAUGUACCAUACAUGACAUGGAGGGCACUUAAGCACUUCUUUGGUGGAGCAAUGGGUGUUUUCACGACGCAAACACUCUUAAAUUCAGUAGGAGUCUCCAAACAUAGAACUACCCCUGGUGCUGUAGCCAUUAACUGGAUUCUCAAGGAUGGUGCUGGUCGCGUGGGGAAGAUGCUUUAUGCACGGCAAGGAAAGAAAUUUGAUUAUGAUCUAAAGCAGCUAAGGUUCGCGGGUGAUCUUCUGAUGGAGUUGGGAGCUGGUGUUGAGCUGGUAACUGCUAUUGUGCCACAGUUUUUUCUUCCUUUAGCCUGCGCAGCGAAUGUGGCCAAGAAUGUAGGUGCUGUUACUUCUACUUCAACUCGUACUCCUAUAUAUAAGGCCUUCGCUAAAGGGGAAAACAUUGGGGAUGUAACAGCUAAGGGCGAAUGCGUUGGCAAUCUUGCUGAUUUACUCGGGACAGGAUUAAGCAUCUUGAUUUCUAAAAGGAAUCCAUCCUUGGUCAAGACAUUUGCCUUCCUCUCAUUUGGAUAUGUCUUCAGCUCUUACCGAGAGGUGAAAUCUGUUGUGCUGCAUACCCUGAACCGUGCAAGAUUCACAGUAGCAGUAGAAUCUUUCCUAAAGACAGGGAGAGUUCCAACACUGCAGGAUGGAAAUUCUAGGGAAAACAUAUUCAAUUUUCCAUGGAAAAAUCACAGACCUAUUAUUCUUGGACCCAGAUUUCGAGAAGCUGUCGAAGAUCCAAACUCAUUUCUUGCUGUCAAGCCCAUCUUUGAGAAGGAGAACUAUAUAGUGACAUACAAUCCUUCCAAAGGAAAUAUAUACGUGUUGCUCAAGGAUCAAGCUAAGUCGGAUGAUGUACUGAAAGCAGCAUUUCAUGGCCAUGUGCUUCUGCACAUCAUUCAUUCAUCCACCAAGAAACAGUCUUCCUCCAGGAGACAGCAUGAAGAUGAACUGUCAUUGUCCUUGCUAUCAGCUGCUGAUCUUCAAGCUCAUGUUGUAGACUCUUACAAAAUGGUCUCUGCUUUAUAUAUGCCUUUCAAGAGCAAAGCUAAAGAACAGGGUUGGGUGAUGUCGGAAUCACUACUUAAUCCUGGCCGAGCUCGGCUUUGUGAGAUGGUCAAAUAAGAUACGCAACUGUUGGAGUUGGUUGCAGAGGAGCUAAAAAUCUUCUUUACAAUUAUUGCAUGGCCACUGAUGGCAUUUCAAAGACACUUGUGCAUCUCGUGGAAUUCGCUACUUGGCAGCAAAUGAGAUCGGAGACUGGAAGUAAUUACCAGUUGUUUUUUCUAACGCGACAAGUUGCCUGUACAUCAGCAGCCAGCGACUAGCGUAAGCAAGAAGUGCACUUUGUGAAAGAGAUUUCAGUAUUCUUGUUUAUUCCACCAUAGUCUAGUCUUUGAUGUUUUCUUCUUGCUUUGCGUAUAAAUUUUUGGUUCAAUACUCUGCUGUAUGCAUACAAGGGUACCGAUUUAGGGUGGGGUUGGGGGGUUGGCUUGUUGUUUGGAGACAAAAGAUGGCUCUUCGACCCUCCAGUUUCUUGUUUUUCAUACUUUGUUUCUGCCAAUGUAAUGUAAUAUCUCCAUUUGGUGUUC
Messenger RNA from Capsicum annuum, 2258 nucleotides. Its product is annotated as protein root UVB sensitive 6. NCBI's taxonomy places the organism in Eukaryota, Viridiplantae, Streptophyta, Magnoliopsida, Solanales, Solanaceae. The transcript is spliced from 13 exons. Bases 211 to 1791 code for a protein of 526 amino acids. The record is from RefSeq and is a predicted model, not a curated record.